Messenger RNA from Gavialis gangeticus (Gharial), 7578 nucleotides. RefSeq names its product zinc finger protein 236 (gene ZNF236). Gene Ontology annotation, molecular function: RNA polymerase II cis-regulatory region sequence-specific DNA binding; DNA-binding transcription factor activity, RNA polymerase II-specific. Gene Ontology annotation, cellular component: nucleus. Gene Ontology annotation, biological process: regulation of transcription by RNA polymerase II. The transcript has 33 exons. Lineage: Eukaryota; Metazoa; Chordata; Crocodylia; Gavialidae. The coding region runs from base 377 to 5989 and encodes 1870 amino acids. The record is from RefSeq and is a predicted model, not a curated record.
AAAAUACCUGAGAUCCAGUACUUAGUUUUAGCCACUGGGUUUCCGCUGCAGUGCAGUCCAGCCACAUCUGGUGUACUACUCUCUGUGCCAUAGGAAGGAAUGAAGCAGUUUGUUUUUGCUCCACUUUUUGCAGGGAUUCUGGCAGAAGAUUUGAAGGUAAUUCUUCUCACCAGCUUCUUCUCACCAGUAGAGCAAAGGGAGCGGAACGUGGCAGAGAAUCCAUCGCAGUUUAUCUGUUGAGACCCCUUGAUCUUUUCAAAAUGGUGUUCUGACACCGAAUACAGAGAACACUAAUUAUUCCUACCAAGUACCUAACUUCCAUAAGUGUGAGGUCUGUUUGCUGUCUUUUCCAAAAGAAACACAGUUCCAGCGCCACAUGAAGGAUCAUGAGCGAAAUGACAAGCCUCAUCGGUGUGACCAGUGUCCAAUGUCAUUUAAUGUGGAGUUCAACCUAACACUUCACAAAUGUACUCACAAUGGGGAAGAUCCUACAUGUCCUGUGUGCAACAAAAAAUUCUCCAGAGUGGCUAGUCUCAAAGCUCAUAUUAUGCUACAUGAGAAAGAAGAGAAUCUUAUCUGUUCAGAGUGUGGAGAUGAAUUUACUUUGCAGAGCCAGCUAUCUAUACAUAUGGAAGAACAUCGUCAGGAAUUGGUUGGAAGCAGGACCCAUAGCUGCAAAUCCUGUAAGAAGGAAUUUGAGACUUCCUCACAGCUUAAGGAGCACAUGAAAACUCACUACAAAAUAAGGGUAUCGAAUCCUAGGUCUUACAACCGAAACAUUGACAGAAGUGGGUUUACAUAUUCAUGUCCACACUGUGGAAAGACAUUCCAAAAACCAAGUCAGUUAACUCGACAUGUUAGAAUACAUACAGGUGAGAGACCAUUUAAAUGCAGUGAAUGUGGAAAAGCAUUUAACCAGAAGGGGGCAUUACAGACCCAUAUGAUUAAGCAUACUGGUGAAAAACCCCAUUCCUGUGCCUUUUGUCCUGCAGCCUUUUCUCAGAAAGGCAAUCUUCAAUCACACAUACAAAGAGUUCAUUCAGAGGUGAAGAAUGGCCCUACAUAUAACUGUACUGAAUGUAGCUGUGUUUUCAAAAGCUUAGGUAGCUUGAAUACUCACAUCAGCAAGAUGCAUAUGAGUGGUUCACAGAAUUCUGCAAGCUCUACAACAGACUCAACUCAUGUUACAACGGAGUCUGUGUCCCAGCCUCUAACAACACCUCCUGCUAACCUGUUGCAACCUGUGGAUAAUAAGUGGAAGAGUGCCACCCAUUUUCGGUCUCCACUUCUUCAACAGACAGAAAACCAGGUAGCUUCAGCAGCUGGUCAUCAGGGGCAACAGGCUGUAACUGAUGUCAUCCAGCAGCUCCUUGAACUAUCAGAGCCAAGUCCAGUGGAAAAUAACCAACCCCAGCAACCUGGCCAGCAACUUAAUAUUGCAGUUGGAAUCAAUAGAGACAUUCUACAGCAAGCCUUAGAAAACAGUGGUCUGUCUUCAAUCCCAGUUUCUGCACAUCCUACUGACUGCAGCCAAAUUAAGACGCCUGCAGCCCAGGAUCAAAAUCCAGAUGUCCAGAAUAUCUCAAAUCACCAAGCUGACCCGAAUAAUGCAGAACAGGAUAAAGGACAAGAAAGUCUAGAUAAAAUGGAUAAAAAAGAGAAAAAGGUCUUAAAGAAAAAAUCACCAUUUUUACCUGGUUCCAUCCGUGAAGAGAAUGGAAUAAGGUGGCAUGUUUGCCCAUAUUGCUCUAAAGAAUUUAAAAAACCCAGUGAUCUAGUGCGUCACAUUCGCAUUCAUACUCAUGAGAAGCCAUUCAAGUGUCCCCAGUGUUUCCGCGCCUUUGCUGUAAAGAGUACCCUUACAGCACACAUCAAAACGCACACUGGCAUUAAAGCCUUUAAGUGUCAAUGUUGUAUGAAAUGCUUUUCCACCUCAGGAAGUUUAAAAGUUCAUAUUCGUCUACAUACAGGUGUUAGACCUUUUGCUUGUCCUCACUGUGAUAAAAAAUUUAGAACAUCUGGCCAUAGGAAAACUCACAUUGCUUCACACUUUAAACACACUGAACUAAGGAAGUUGCGACAUCAGCGCAAACCUACAAAAGUUCGAGUUGGAAAAACCAGUGUUCCAGUACCAGAUAUUCCUUUGCAAGAACCCAUACUCAUCACUGAUUUAGGUCUUAUCCAGCCAAUCCCCAGGAAUAGCCAGUUCUUCCAAAAUUAUUUUAAUAAUGGUUUUGUGAAUGAAGCAGACAGGCCAUAUAAGUGUUAUUAUUGUCACCGAGCAUAUAAAAAAUCUUGCCACCUUAAGCAACAUAUCAGGUCACACACUGGUGAAAAGCCAUUUAAAUGUUCUCAGUGUGGAAGAGGUUUUGUGUCAGCUGGGGUGUUAAAAGCACAUAUCCGUACGCAUACUGGAUUGAAAGCUUUUAAGUGUCUUAUUUGUAAUGGGGCCUUCACUACUGGCGGUAGCCUCAGGCGACACAUGGGGAUCCAUAAUGAUCUUCGACCAUACAUGUGUCCAUAUUGUCAGAAAACGUUCAAAACUUCGUUAAACUGUAAAAAGCACAUGAAAACACAUAGAUAUGAACUUGCACAACAGCUUCAGCAGCACCAACAGGCUGCUUCAAUAGAUGAUUCCACAGUAGAUCAGCAGAGCAUUCAUGUUUCUACACAGAUGCAAGUGGAGAUUGAGAGUGAUGAGUUACAGCAAUCAGAAGCUGUUACAACAGAUCAGCAAGCUAUUUUAGAACUAGAUCAACAGCAAGUAGUUGGGACAGAAGAAGCAGCACUGGGGCAACAAUUGGCUGAUCAGCCAUUAGAGCAAGAUGAAGAUAGGUUUGUGACAUCUCAGCACACUUUACAGGAAAACAUGAAUCAAUUUGAUCAGCAAGCUAUAGCACAGCAGUCAUUUGAUCAGCAGGGAUUAUCACAAGGUUUUACAGUGAAUGAUAGCUACAAUCAGCAGAAUCAAUUUCCAGCUGUGCAGCAGCUACAGGAUUCAAGCACACUUGAAUCUCAGGCUCUUUCAACAAGCUACCAUCAGCCAAAUCUGCUUCAGGUUCCAAACACAGACACUAUUAAUGUAACUACUCGCCUGAUACAAGAUCAGUCACAAGAAGAACUUGAACUGCAUAACCAGCGCCCCCAUUUUCUUGAGGAUAGUGAAGAUCAAAGUAGGCGUUCCUACAGAUGUGAGUAUUGCAACAAGGGUUUUAAGAAAUCCAGUCAUUUGAAGCAGCACGUGCGAUCACAUACUGGCGAGAAGCCCUAUAAAUGCCAACUUUGUGGCCGUGGGUUUGUUUCCUCAGGAGUUCUUAAAUCACAUGAGAAGACCCAUACAGGAGUUAAAGCAUUCAGCUGUAACAUUUGCAAUACAUCCUUUACUACCAAUGGCAGCCUUACCAGACACAUGGCAACUCAUAUGAGCAUGAAGCCUUACAAGUGUCCAUUCUGUGAUGAGAGUUUCCGAACAACUGUUCACUGCAAAAAGCACAUGAAAAAACACCAGGCAGUUUCCUCUGCAGUAACAACAGCUGGAGAGGCAGGAGGAGGAGGAGGAGCCAUAGGGUUGGAAGAAGAUGAUGAAAAUUCUGAGAGGACCUCUAGAAAGUCUCGGCCUGGGGUCAUCACUUUCACAGAAGAAGAAACAGCAGAACUUGCAAAAAUUAGACCUCAAGAAAGUGCUACUGUCUCAGAAAAAGUUCUUGUCCAGUCUGCUGCAGAAAAGGAUAGAAUUAGUGAGAUCAAAGAUAAGCAAGCAGAACUGGAAGCAGAGCCCAAAUAUGCCAACUGUUGUACAUAUUGUCCUAAAAGCUUUAAAAAGCCCAGUGACUUAGUCAGGCAUGUUCGCAUCCACACUGGAGAGAAACCAUACAAAUGUGAUGAAUGUGGGAAAAGUUUUACAGUGAAGUCUACUCUUGAUUGUCAUGUAAAAACACACACAGGCCAGAAGCUCUUCAGUUGUCACGUAUGCAGUAAUUCUUUUUCUACCAAAGGGAGUCUAAAAGUGCAUAUGCGUCUGCAUACUGGAGCAAAGCCAUUUAAGUGUCCACACUGUGAUUUACGGUUUCGUACUUCAGGGCGCAGAAAAACCCACAUACAAUGUCAUUAUAAACCAGAGACCAAGAAGGUCAGGAAGCCUGUCACCCGUGCCUCAGCUGAGGGACUGCAGCCAGUGAAUCUUCUUAAUUCUUCAUCAACAGACCCCAAUGUUUUCAUAAUGAAUAACUCUGUUUUGACAAGUCAGUUUGAUCAAAAUUUGCUUCAGCAAGGACUUGUAGGGCAGGCUAUCCUCCCUGCUUCUAUGUCAGCUGGAGGUGACUUAACUGUGUCCUUGACAGAUGGCAGUUUGGCCACUCUUGAAGGAAUACAGUUACAGCUUGCUGCUAAUCUGGUUGGACAGAACGUUCAAAUUUCUGGAAUUGAUGCUGCUAGUAUUAACAACAUCACAUUGCAGAUCGAUCCCAGUAUCUUACAGCAAACCCUGCAGCAGAGUAAUCUACUUGCUCAGCAGCUGACAGGGGAUUCCAAUAUGCCUGCACAGAACAGUUCCCUCCAGGCACCAGACAACACAGUGCCAGCUAAUGUGGUUAUCCAGCCCAUAUCAAGCCUAUCUUUACAGCCCACAGUUACCUCUUCAGCGAAUAUGACGAUAGGAUCCCUUUCUGAGCAGGAAUCUGUGUUGACAACUAGCAGUAGUGGUGCACAGGAUCUCUCUCAAGUGAUGACGUCGCAGGGCAUGGUGUCCACGUCAAAUGGUCAACAUGAGAUAACAUUGACUAUAAAUAAUUCAAGUUUGAGUCAAGUCCUAGCACAUGCUACUGGUACCUCCACUACAAACUCAUCAGGAAGUCCACAAGAAAUUACUCUAACUAUUUCUGGUCAAGAUCUUAUUCAGCAUAAUUCUUCUGGAAGUAGUGAUAUGAAUGGGAGCUUAAGACUGACGACUCCAGCAAUCAGCAAUCAGUCAACAGGUGCUACUAUAACUAUAAGCAAUGAUCAGCUUCUCUCUCAGGGUACAUCACUGAACACUUCAGAGCUUAAUACAUCAGGUGGAAACCUUCCCUCAACACCACCUAUGUCUCAAUCUACUGUUUCUUCCCAGAACUUAGUAAUGUCUUCAUCAGGGGUUGGAGGAGAUGGCAGUGUCACCUUGACCCUUUCUGAUACUCAGGGCAUGUUGUCUGGUGGUCUCGAUGCAGUUACACUUAAUAUCACUUCACAGGGUCAGCAGUUCCCUGCCUUACUGACAGAUUCCAGUCUCUCCAACCAGAAUGCAUCAGGUUCGCAGCAAGUCAUAUUGGUGAGCCAUACACCACAUUCAACAUCUGCAAACUCGGAUGAAAUAACAUAUCAGGUUACUGAGGUUUCUCCUAACCUGACUAAGGGCACUCAAGCAGAAAAAGAAGGUCGAGUACACCAGUGUUUUGAAUGUAAUCAAACCUUUCCAUCAACUACCAUGUUAAUGCACCACAGUAAAGAGGUUCACGGCAAGGAGAGAAUCCAUGUCUGCCACAUCUGCAAUAAAGCCUUUAAACGGGCAACCCAUCUGAAGGAACACAUGCAGACCCAUCAGGCUGGACCAUCACUAAGUUCUCAGAAACCAAGAGUUUUUAAAUGUGAUACUUGUGAAAAGGCUUUUGCUAAGCCAAGUCAGCUGGAGAGACACAGCCGUAUUCACACAGGGGAGCGUCCAUUUCAGUGUACACUUUGUGAAAAAGCCUUUAACCAGAAGAGUGCGCUUCAAGUGCAUAUGAAAAAGCACACAGGAGAGAGGCCUUAUAAGUGUGAUUACUGUGCAAUGGGCUUUACACAGAAAAGCAAUAUGAAACUUCAUAUGAAAAGAGCUCAUGGCUAUGUUGGUACUGUACAAGAAUCUGCCAGUCACCAAGAACAAGAAGGGGAAGACAUUAAUCGUGCUUUGAAUUUAGAAGAGGUGGUUCAAGAAUCCUCAAAUGAAUGGCAGAGUAUAAGCAAUGUAUUUCGAUGACACUUGGGUGAAAGCUUAAAAGGCUUUCAGGACUUGAAAAUUCUCUACAUAACUUUUGAGAAAAGUAAAGAAUAUGGAUUUUACAGUUAAAGCUUCAAGCAUUGAAAACAUUAACAGUAGAAUAAUAUAUUAUAGUUUUUUUAAUUAUUUACAAAAAGUACCUAAAGAAUCAUUGUCUUUUGUAAGCUUGUAGAACAAUAUUGGAAAAAAAAACCCCAUCAAUUAAUUUGUGCUUAGUUGUCUACAAAUCAGUGAACUCAGGUAAUAUAUGCAGUUUCAUCUUCUAAUUCACAGUCAGUGUAUCUACUUGAAAAAUUAACUGGAACUUCAUGUCAGGAAAGAGUGGUUCCCCAGUAUUAGCAAAGUAGGAACUCCAUGAAAUCUCAUUAAUUUUUUUAGUAUAUAAAGAAAUAUUUGGCAUUGGAAAGAAAAAUGUUAAGAAGUAGAUGUAUGCAGUACAGAGUUGAAUUUUACAUUUCACAGGAAAUUGUUACAUUUCUGUUUUUAACCUCUUGGUGCAUUUUAAGAAGUGGUAGAAAGUGAAUCUCUGUUGCAUUACAGGACAUUUCUAAAGCUAACCUCUUGAGAGAGCUGAGUCAUUUCUAUUCUGAUUUCAAAGACAGAUGGCCAUUAUUUUUACAUUAAAAUGUCUGAGGCUUCAAACUCAGCAAUAAAGCCUCCAAGAGAAUUCAGCUAGAAGAUGAACUGAUUGAACAUCACCUUUUUGUUUUCCGUAUGGAUCAUCAGAUACAUAUCUCAGUAUCUGUGGAAAGCACAGCCAUAUACUAAGCGUGAUAAAUAGCAUAAACUUUUACAUUGAAUAGCUUGCAGGAAGUGAACUACACAACAGGUUGCUUCAGUUUAACAUAGAAGUAAUCUGUAGUGUAAAAAGUUACAGUACCAAGUCCAUAAAAUCCUUAUUUUCUUUUUAAUCAAUUCUGAAAAUAUUUUACUUCUUUAAAUCAUUGUUUCAGUAAAACUAGCUAGUUAAUUUAGUGCUCACCUGAAACGUGCCAUUUGUUUAGCAUAUUCAAAACAAAGAAACACUGGAAUAAAUGUCAUCUUUUAGACAUUCCAAAGACAGAAAGCUCUUUUCUUACUUUUACUCUGUUCCUUUGAAUUUAUUUAUAUUUUUUAUAUAUAGUGUGUGUACAUAUUAUAUAUAUGUAUAUAUACAGAUAUAUAAGCCUCUGUGUGGCUGUUCAGUAUAUUUUGUAAAUACUAAUUGCAGUUGCAGGAAGAGUUCAACACAUUUUCAUCUUCAUAUGAACACUUCUAGAUCAGUGUUAGAUUUACUGUCUUGUAAAAUAGAGUUGGUUUUUAUUUUACUUCCUGAAUAAUUGCCCUCAGAUCCAAUCUUCUCCCCCCUUUUCUGUAAAUAUUAUCAAUACUUUGUGUAUUAUGAGACCUAGUCAUUUCAGAUUCCUGAAGCAAGAAAUCACUGCUGGUUUUGAUAGGGCACCUCUUAAUUUCUUUUGUUAACUCUUGGCAUAUGUAUAUAAGUAAUAUAGCUGGUGAAUUAAAAUAACAUUUUGUUAUGUGGAAUAUUUAAGUCAGAAAAAUGUUAAAUAAUAUUAAUUUUUUCCAAA